CUUAUUGGUCACUGCACGAACCGCACAGGAAGCUCUCGUCAUCUUUUCACUGUAAUACUUUUCCUGGUCAAUAAGCCUAAAAGAUGCACACAAAAAUUUUCGCUUUUUGAUUCAAAGCUCUUACCGUUCCAUCCACAAUGGCAGAGAUUGAACUGAAAACUGCUCCGGCUGAUUUUCGAUUCCCGACUACCAACCAAACGCGGCAUUGUUUCACCCGCUACAUUGAGUUUCAUAGGUGUGUAGCUGCUAAGGGUGAAGAAUCUGGUGAUUGCAAUAAAUUUGCCAAAUACUAUCGUUCCCUUUGCCCUGGGGAAUGGAUUGAUAAGUGGAACGAGCAGAGGGAGAACGGAACCUUUCCCGGGCCUCUCUAAUUAAACACAGUAUGUUAGGUUUCCUGUCCUUCUCUACUGGGAUAUUCUGUUCGCCUCUAUUUUGAAGCACUCAUCUGGUUCCUUUAACGUUGAAGAGAAUAAUUAUUGCAAAUAUCUUACAUUGUUUGUUUUGCUUAAGGAAACUGAUGCCUUUGAAUGUUGAUUAGCAUCUUAGUUUCCUAUCAACACCAUCCUUGAUAUUUUCUUGGGAAUUGCUCAGUUUAUGCUCUUUUUCUCUAUAAUGAUUUUAGUGAUCCCAUUGAUUUUA
This is a messenger RNA of Sesamum indicum (sesame), 639 nucleotides long. RefSeq names its product cytochrome c oxidase subunit 6b-2. The record is from RefSeq and is a predicted model, not a curated record. Lineage: Eukaryota; Viridiplantae; Streptophyta; Magnoliopsida; Lamiales; Pedaliaceae. Gene Ontology annotation, cellular component: respiratory chain complex IV; mitochondrion.